GUUUGUGUUAUGCUUGUAGCAUAGCACAUAUUCAGUUUAAUUAGUGAUGUUUUCUUGGAAAUCUAUUUGAAAAUAAUAAGUCAGUCUGUAGAGAUGCAUGUGAAUUUUUUUUUCUACCCCUUCCAGACACCUGCAUAGUUUGUAACUUCUACAUUAAGCCUAUGUGGUAUUUUUGUCCGAUAUGAAAUCCUACAUCCAGCUCAUGCAGGUUUCAGUGACUGAUCUGUUAGUCCAUAUUUCUCUGAGGUUUCAGGUUAGACUGACUCAGUGGGCAGGACAAGAAGUUGUCACAGGGUUGACUGACAGCACCCAUUAGCAGGGUGUAAUCCACUUGGGGAAUCGAGGUCAGUCUCCUGGACAUGGAGGACUCGGUCAGUAAACGUUACCUGGAGACACACAACUGACACUACUGUGUCUGUCAGCCCUGAGGAAGACAAGGAACUCAGAUACACAUGUCUGGAGACACAGACGACCCUCCAAGAAUCCCGGCCAACCCAGUGAUCAAUGGUAAUGUUGCCAUGGCGGAUGGACACAACAACACAGAGGAGGACAUGGAGGAUGACACCAGUUGGCGGUCAGAGGCAACUUUCCGGUUUGUGGUAGAGCGCUUCAGCCGCCUGAGUGAGUCGGUGCUCAGCCCAUCCUGCUUUGUCCGGAACCUACCAUGGAAGAUAAUGGUGAUGCCGCGCUUCUAUCCUGACAGGCCACACCAGAAGAGUGUGGGCUUCUUCCUGCAGUGUAACGCAGAGUCAGACUCCACGUCAUGGUCGUGCCAUGCACAGGCCAUGCUGAAGAUCAUCAACUACAAAGACGAUGAAAAGUCUUUCAGCCGCAGGAUCAGUCAUCUGUUCUUUCACAAAGAGAAUGAUUGGGGUUUCUCCAACUUCAUGUCCUGGAGUGAUGUUACUGAUCCAGAGAGGGGCUUCAUUGAUGAUGACAAAGUCACAUUUGAAGUCUAUGUCCAGGCAGAUGCCCCACAUGGAGUGGCCUGGGACUCUAAGAAACACACAGGCUAUGUUGGACUAAAGAACCAGGGAGCUACCUGCUACAUGAAUAGCCUGCUACAGACACUCUUCUUCACCAACCAGCUACGACGGGCGGUGUACAUGAUGCCCACAGAGGGAGAUGACUCUUCCAAGAGCGUUCCCCUGGCACUGCAGAGGGUUUUCUACGAGCUGCAACACAGCGACAAACCUGUCGGCACCAAGAAACUCACCAAGUCCUUUGGGUGGGAAACACUAGAUAGCUUCAUGCAACAUGAUGUACAGGAGCUGUGCAGAGUGCUCCUGGACAAUGUGGAGAACAAAAUGAAAGGCACUUGUGUUGAGGGAACCAUCCCCAAGCUCUUCAGAGGAAAGAUGGUGUCAUAUAUCCAGUGUAAGCAUGUUGAUUAUCGAUCGGAGCGGAUAGAGGACUACUAUGACAUCCAGCUUAGCAUAAAAGGAAAGAAGAACAUCUUCGAGUCAUUCAAAGACUAUGUUGCAACCGAACAGUUAGAUGGGGACAACAAAUACGAUGCAGGAGAGCAUGGCCUGCAGGAAGCAGAAAAAGGAGUGAAGUUUCUUACCUUCCCUCCAAUCCUUCAUCUGCAGCUGAUGAGGUUCAUGUAUGACCCACAGACCGACCAAAACAUCAAGAUUAAUGACAGGUUUGAGUUUCCAGAUCAGUUACCUCUGGAUGAAUUCCUUCAGAAGCCAGACUCCAAGGACCCAGCCAACUACAUCCUGCAUGCAGUGCUAGUGCACAGCGGGGACAACCAUGGCGGUCACUACGUCGUCUAUCUUAACCCUAAAGGAGACGGCAAAGUGAGUGUCAAGGAACCAAUAUGGUGUAAGUUUGAUGAUGACGUGGUGUCGCGGUGCACCAAAGAGGAGGCCAUAGAGCACAACUAUGGUGGGCAUGACGAUGACCUCUCAGUACGCCACUGCACCAACGCAUACAUGUUGGUCUACAUCCGUGAGUCCAAGCUCAGCGAGGUGCUUCAGCCGAUGACUGAUGUGGAUAUCCCCCAGCAGCUUGUGGAACGUCUGCAGGAGGAGAAGCGUGUGGAGGCACAGAAGAGGAAGGAGCGCCAGGAGGCUCACCUCUACAUGCAGGUCCAGAUGGUGACAGAGGACCAGUUCUGUGGUCAUCAGGGCAAUGACAUGUAUGAUGAGGAGAAGGUGAAAUACACAGUCUUCAAGGUCCUGAAGAGCUCCACACUGCAAGAGUUUGUCCAGAACCUCUCCCAGACCAUGGGUUUCCCACAGGAUCAGAUGAGGCUGUGGCCCAUGCAGGCCCGUAGCAAUGGAACCAAGCGACCUGCUAUGCUGGACUACGAGGCUGACUGCAACAAGUCGAUGAUUGACUUGAGUGACAAUGAGAACCCCUGGACAAUAUUUCUGGAGACGGUGGAUCCAGAGAUGGCAGCCAGCGGGGCCACGUUACCCAAGUUUGACAAAGACCAUGAUGUCAUGUUGUUCUUGAAGAUGUAUGACCCCAAAACCAGAAGCUUAAAUUAUUGUGGACAUAUCUACACACCUAUAUCCUGCAAAAUAAGAGACCUGCUGCCAGUCAUGUGUGAGAGAGCAGGGUUUCAGCAGGAAACUAGCCUUAUCCUCUAUGAGGAAGUAAAGCCCAAUCUAACAGAGCGGAUACAGGACUAUGAUGUCUCUCUGGACAAGGCCCUGGAUGAGCUCAUGGACGGGGACAUCAUUGUCUUCCAGAAGGACGACCCAGAGAACGACAGCAGUGAGCUGCCUACCGCCAAGGACUAUUUCCGGGACCUCUACCACCGAGUGGAUGUCAUUUUCUGUGACAAGACCAUUCACAACGACCCCGGCUUCGUGGUCACACUCUCUAACCGCAUGAACUAUUUUCAGGUGGCCAAGACGGUAGCACAGAGGUUGAACACAGAUCCCAUGCUGCUGCAGUUCUUCAAGUCACAGGGGUACAGGGACGGUCCAGGGAAUCCUCUCAGACACAACUAUGAGGGAACGCUGCGGGACCUGCUGCAAUUCUUCAAGCCUCGGCAGCCCAAGAAACUGUACUACCAGCAGUUAAAGAUGAAGAUAACAGACUUCGAGAACAGGAGGAGUUUUAAAUCCAUAUGGCUCAACAGCCAGUUCAGAGAGGAGGAGAUCACCCUCUACCCUGACAAGCAUGGCUGUGUGCGGGACCUUUUGGAAGAAUGUAAAAAGUCAGUGGAGCUUUCUGAAAAAGGCUCUGAGAAGCUCAGGCUGUUAGAGAUAGUAAGCUAUAAAAUCAUUGGGGUUCACCAGGAGGACGAGCUGCUAGAAUGUUUAUCUCCGGCUGCCAGUCGCACCUUCAGAAUAGAGGAGAUACCUUUGGACCAGGUGGACUUGGACAAGGACAGUGAAAUGCUAAUCCCUGUCGCUCAUUUCCACAAGGAAGUCUUUGGCACCUUUGGGAUCCCCUUCUUGCUCAAGAUCAGACAGGGUGAAUCAUUUCGGGAGGUGAUGAGGAGGAUCCAGACCAUGCUGGACAUCCAGGAGAAAGAAUUUGAGAAGUUCAAGUUUGCGAUUGUGAUGAUGGGCCGGCAUCAGUACAUCACUGAAGACGAGUACGAGGUCAACUUGAAGGACUUUGAACCACAGCCAGGUAACAUGUCCCACCCGCGCCCCUGGCUAGGGUUGGAUCAUUUCAACAAAGCUCCAAAGAGAGGUCGCUACACCUACCUGGAGAAAGCAAUCAAGAUCCACAACUAAAGCAGCCCGCCCUUCCUCGUUGUCCUCCUCAUCCUCCUCCUCCUCCUGCUCCGCCUUCCUCCCUACCUACUUAACACACCAUAACCACAGACUGUAACCAACCAUGUGUGCGUGUGUGUUUGUGUGUGAAAGACUGUGUGGGUAUGCGUGUGUGUGUGUGUGUGUGUGUGUGUUCAUCACUUUUAACACCCCGCCUGGACACCUCUACAGCUCUACACCGGCACUAUGUCUUCAGCGAUAUGGAUCUUACUGCAGCUGACGGAUUAUUCUUCAACCACAAAAUAAACUGCACCAACCACC
Thunnus maccoyii (southern bluefin tuna) is the source of this 4007-nucleotide messenger RNA. RefSeq names its product ubiquitin carboxyl-terminal hydrolase 7. Gene Ontology annotation, cellular component: nucleus; cytosol. The record is from RefSeq and is a predicted model, not a curated record. The transcript has 31 exons. The coding region runs from base 453 to 3707 and encodes 1084 amino acids. Lineage: Eukaryota; Metazoa; Chordata; Actinopteri; Scombriformes; Scombridae. Gene Ontology annotation, molecular function: cysteine-type deubiquitinase activity; cysteine-type endopeptidase activity; protein binding. Gene Ontology annotation, biological process: protein deubiquitination; regulation of protein stability.